Messenger RNA from Paramacrobiotus metropolitanus, 2228 nucleotides. Its product is annotated as 60 kDa heat shock protein, mitochondrial-like. The record is from RefSeq and is a predicted model, not a curated record. The transcript has 9 exons. Gene Ontology annotation, molecular function: ATP-dependent protein folding chaperone; protein-folding chaperone binding; ATP binding. Gene Ontology annotation, cellular component: mitochondrial inner membrane; mitochondrial matrix. Bases 321 to 2210 code for a protein of 629 amino acids. Gene Ontology annotation, biological process: apoptotic mitochondrial changes; mitochondrial unfolded protein response; protein refolding. NCBI's taxonomy places the organism in Eukaryota, Metazoa, Tardigrada, Eutardigrada, Parachela, Macrobiotidae.
AUUCCUCUCACCGUGUGUGCCCCGAACAGAGACUAAUAAUAAUAUAAUAAAUCCAUAACCAAAUUUCAAGCGCGGUUACCGUAAUGAUCUGUAGUAUUCAUUCCGAGUCGUUCUUGAAGUUUCUUUUGCGGCUUUUUCUUCCUGUAGUGUAGUUGCCACUUGCCAGUGCAAACCGGUUUUUUCGAACUACCCAGUUUUAUGCCUCGGAGGUUCCUGUGUGUUUGCGCGUAUCAGCUACAGCUCGCUGGACUAGCUGGCAGGUUAGAACAACUGCAUUCCAUCCCGUUUAUCUUGAAACAGAAAGUGUCGGAAAGUCCUGAAUGAUGCACGCGAUCCGAGCUUCCCGGCAGUUGCAGCGGAUGGCGCCGGCCCUAAACCGAGCCAAGGACUGGAAAUUUAGCAAAGACCCUCGUUUGGCCAUUUUGAAAGGUGUCGAUUUCUGGACUGAUGCGGUGGCUGUCACAAAGGGACCAAAGGGACGCAUUGUGAUUAUUGAACAAAAUUGGGGCAGUCCGAAGAUUACCAAGGACGGGGUGAUGGUGGCCAAGGCGGUAGAGUUGAAGGAAAAGUAUGAGAAUAUCGGCGCUAAACUCGUCCAAGAUGUUGCCAAUAACACCAACGACGAAUCAGGCGGAAACGCGGCACCCACUACCAUGGCUCGUUCCACUGCCGAGGAAGAAUUCGAUAAAAUCGUCAGAGGAGCCAACCCCAUAGAAAUCCGACGAGGCGUCCUUAUGGCUGUACAGACCGUAGUCGCCGAACUGAAAAAUCUCUCGCGAAAAGUCACGUCGCCUAGUGAAAUUGCUCAGGCGGACACAAUCUUAGCGAAUGGUGACAAAAAGAUUGGAGAUUUCAUUUCGAAGGCCAUGGAUCAAGUGGGGCGGGAUGGAGUUAUUACUGUCAAGGAUGUGAAGACUUUGCAAGACGAGUUGGAAAUCAUUGAAGGCCUUAAAUUUGAUCGCGGUUACAUUUCGCCUUAUAUGAUCAAUACCGCCAAUGGCAGGAAAGUGGAAUAUCAGAAUGCUUAUGUGCUGUUCAGUGAAAAGAAAAUCUCCAACAUUCAUGGUGCACGAAAGCCACUGAUCACAGUUGACGAGGAUGUUGAUGGCGAAGCCCGGAGUACCCUUGUGCUCAAUCGUUUAAAGGGCAUAAUACAAGUAUCGGCGGUUAAGGCUCCCGGCUCUGGAAACCAGCACAAAAAUAUGCUGAAGAAUAUGGCUGUCGCCACUGGCGGAACGGUGUUUGGAGACGAGGCGGAAAUGUACAAACUGGAAGACUGCAAGAUCUCGCAUCUAGGCCAAGUUGGCGAAGUAACCAUUACCAAAAACGACAGGCUCCUGUUGAAAGGACGCAGUGAAAAGAAAGCCAUUGAACGACGGGUAAAUCAGAUUAAUGAUGAAUUGGACGAUACUACCUCUGAGUAUGAGAAGGAAAAACUGAAGGAACGAUUGGCAGAAUUGUCCACUGGAGUGGCCGUGCUUAAGGCUCUCCACAAGUGUGAAACGGUGUUUAAAAAGUCUUCACCGGCUACGGAUAUGAAAGGACAAAAACGAUCGUAUUCUACUAACACAGUCAGAUUCAGCGCUGCUGAUCCUAAAAUCGUGGAGUUGUACGAGCGGCUGGUAGAGUCAGAAAGAAAAGCCAGGAAAUUCGCCGAAGAAACAGCGGUUUUCGAGAGGGAGACAGCUGCGCGGGAGAGGCUGCUACUGCAAGACCGGUUUGCAACGCAACACGCCGAACUUCUUAAAUCGAAAAAUUUAUUAAACGCGCGCGGUAUAAUUGAUGAUGCACAAAAGGAGUUGGGCAGAAACUGCGCCCAAGUACGAAACGAUGGAUCCACUAUGCGCCGAUCCGAAAAGUGGGAAUCCAUUGCCGAGAAACAUGAUCUCUUAUCGAUCAGGGUAAACGGGGAGCCUGUACUCACAAAAGAAAUGGUUUCGGGUAUUGGGAAGUCUAUCCAGUCCAUCUAUGAUGUUGCGAGUGGUCAAAUUCAUGGUUUUACAUCGGACCGUUAUUGGAUAGAUUGCUCAUUAUGGGUGAAGUUCCCCGAAGCAGUCAACAUUUUAGUAGCCCUGUGUGUUAAAAUUGACUUGAAAUUCGCGAUCUUCGACAAAGGUGAUAUUUAUAUGUCCUAUUUUGCUCGUGGUGAUAAUGGCGCACCUGUUGUAGUAACCCGAAAAUUGUUAAAUUAUGGAGAAUUAUUUUUGUGAAUAAACAAGAACUCGUGG